AAUGCAAUGCACCGGCGUUACGUCCGUCAGUUCGCGAGUUGGCACGACGGCGGUGUGUUCGUCGCUUCGAUAUCGACACGGUCGAUAACGCUCCUCUCUUUUCCUUUCUUUUCCUCCCCCUCUUGUUUUCUCCAAUUCCUUUUCUCUUUCUGUUAUUUUUUUUUAAAUUUUAAACAUUAUCCCCCCCGAAACCCCGACGACGCUCGGCUCGUCAGAAGCGUGAAUCCCGCGCCGAAGGAAACGGAAGGAGCGCAGACCUCUGCGGCUUUUCGCGCAGAAUCACCGUCGAUAUCACCACCAUCGUCGUGCCGAUCCCUUCGUUCAUCCGGUAAAGUUGAGAGAACGGCCAAGAACGACGGUCGAUUGGAGAUAGAGGGAGAAAGGGAGAGGAAGGCUUUCGUCGGAGUGUCACGAUUGUAGUGUGUGUUACGAUUUUUUGGACCGAACGCUGAUCGACUGGGCCGCAGUCGGCGCGCGAUCCUUCGAUAAUUGGAGGACCGAGGAGACGAUUGUGUGCGAGGACGCGUGGUGGACCUCACUCCGAUCUAUCUAAAGCAGACCUGAGGGCAGCUGGUGCCGCAACAUGUCGAUCAUAAUGCAGUAUAUAGAUCGGUUCCACGACAUGCUGGACAAACACGCAGACACGAGGACGACCAAUUGGUUACUGAUGAGCUCACCUUUCCCCACGUUGUUCAUCUGCCUGAGCUACGUCUACGUCGUCAAGGUGCUCGGACCGAAGAUCAUGGAGAAUCGCAAACCCUUCCAGCUUAAAGACACCUUGGUAGCCUACAACCUGUUCCAAGUGAUUUUUUCCGCAUGGCUCUUCUACGAGAUAGGGAUGUCCGGAUGGCUGACUGGAGACUAUUCUCUAAGAUGUCAACCCGUAAACUACAGCGACAAGCCUGAAGUGUUGAGGAUGGUCCACGCAAGCUGGUGGUAUUACUUCUCGAAAUUUACCGAAUUCAUGGACACGAUCUUUUUCGUGCUAAGAAAGAAGAAUAAUCAUGUGUCCACGCUGCAUGUGAUCCACCACGGCUGCAUGCCCAUGUCGGUCUGGUUCGGGGUCAAGUUCACGCCAGGUGGCCACUCGACCUUCUUCGGUUUGUUAAACACCUUCGUCCACGUCGUGAUGUACACCUAUUACCUUCUGGCGGCGAUGGGUCCAAAGGUCCAGCCGUAUCUCUGGUGGAAGAAGUACCUGACUGCCUUCCAGAUGCUGCAGUUCAUCGCCAUCAUGGUCCACGCUUUCCAGUUGCUCUUCAUCGAGUGCGACUACCCGAAGGCGUUCGUCUGGUGGAUCGGCCUGCAUGCCGUCAUGUUCCUCUUCCUGUUCAAGGAGUUCUACCAGCAGAGCUACCAGCAGAAGAAACCCUGGAAGUCGCUGAUGAACGGCGUUCUCAAGGGCGAUUGUCAUCAAUCGAAGGCCAAGCACGCGAACGGCGUCGCGAACGGCGUCGCGAACGGCGCCGCGAACGGAACCGCGAACGGCGUCACGAACGGCGUCGCGAACGGCGUCGCGAACGGCUCCUCGCCCAGGAGGAGGGAUGCCGCCGAUUAUUACGUGAAAGGCGAAAGCCUAGCGACGGAGCUCAAUCUCCGAAAAUCGUUUGCAACGAAAGUCGAGUGACCCUCGAGCGAGCGCAUAGCCUAGUCGAUCUUCUCUCGCCACGACGUCUUUUUCUUUUUCCUCCGCGGAAUCGCCGAAGGAUUCGCGGGCCUUCACCCCUCUGUCUCUUUCUCCCUCUCUCCCCCCAUCUCUCUCCCUUUACCUUUAAUUUGCCGCAUUACCUAAGCACGAAGGGUUGAAGGCCCCGCCGAGGUCGACGCAUCUUUUCUAUCGAAAAAGAAAAAGAGCGCAAAAUUACGUCGCACGUAUUCGGCUCGCGGUGUAUGUCGUACGUCGAUGCACCUCAUUGACGGUACGAUACUUGACGAGCGCGACCGUAAUCCGGUGACUGACGCAGAAGGAUGCUCGGGCGGAUCGUGUCCCUGCUGCUCCCGCGGUCGUAGACGAUACCAGAGAGUAACGAGUCGUUUGAAUCGGGUGACGAAACGCUCGCACAUAAAUAAUUGUGCGCGGUAUUCGGUGGCCUCUACGAUAAUUUACGCCACUCGCGGAGCAAACAGUUCUUGUUGGGCCGGUUCAUUUUGCGCGAUCGUGAAAGAAACGAGAGUCAUUCCUGCAAAUGGUGUAGGUCAAAUUGCAAGGUGUAAUCUCUGGGAAUUUUUAAGACGGUCCGUGACAUUUGCGUGGCAUAUAUUACCCUUUUCUUAAUUAUUUUCGUAACACCCGGUUAACCGUCGUAUCUUAUUAAUUCCCAUACAGCAUAAGAAUGUCCAGUAACAUUGCAGCAACAUUGCAAUGUUGCUGCAACGUUGCUGGACGUUCUUGUGCUGUAUGGGUUGCUUCAGCGCAUUGAGAGCAAUUAAUAAUCGCUGACAAAAUCGCGGGUAGUCAGGGGGAAGAUCGGGAGGUAGAGCUCGGGGAAGAACCGGUCUGAAAUGCGACAUAAAUUAUCCUUCCGGAAACCGGGUAGCCCGUGGUGAAUGAAACACCUUGAUGAAAUUCCUUAUUCGCCGCUUUCGCAGUUUGGAACUACUUGGGAUAAAUCGAUUUCGUUCUCAGCGCGCGCGCGCGACGCGGCCGGUGUUCCCGUCGCUUCGACAAAAAUAAUCUCCGUCAAGGCUUCGGCGCGAUCGCGCGUUUCCCACCGGUCUCGAAAAAAAUUGCCGACUCACCGGCCGGCGGCGCGGCAUUGCA
Molecule: messenger RNA, 2761 nt
Organism: Vollenhovia emeryi
Lineage: Eukaryota; Metazoa; Arthropoda; Insecta; Hymenoptera; Formicidae
Product: elongation of very long chain fatty acids protein AAEL008004
Exons: 7
Coding region: 584-1627 (347 amino acids)
Biological process (GO): fatty acid elongation, polyunsaturated fatty acid; fatty acid elongation, saturated fatty acid; very long-chain fatty acid biosynthetic process
Cellular component (GO): endoplasmic reticulum membrane
Molecular function (GO): fatty acid elongase activity
Source: RefSeq, a predicted model, not a curated record